AUGGCCCCUUUCAACUUGAUGGCAGUUUCUCUGCUCGGCUGCUUGUCCAGCCUUGCACUGGGAGCUCCUACUGCAACCAGCAAUCUGGGAAAGCGCGCAAGUGUCAAUGAUGUCGCUCCCGGCUAUGCCAGCCAGAACGGAGGUACUAAGGGUGGUGCUGGUGGCACUACUACCACUGUCUCGUCGUAUGCUGCCUUCACAGCCGCAGUUUCGGGCGACUCUGCCAAGGUUGUCGUUGUGAGCGGCCCCAUCACGCAGGUAGCCAAACAAGUUCGUGUUGGAAGCAAUACUAGCAUCCUUGGCAAGGACUCGACAGCUGUCUUGACCAGCUUUGGCCUUCUGGUCAAAGAAGAGAGCAACGUGAUCAUCCGCAACCUAGGUGUGAAGAAGGUGCUUGCCGCUAACGGCGACGCUAUUGGUGUCCAAAAAUCAACCAAUGUGUGGAUUGACCACUGCGAUGUCUCGUCCGACUUGGAUCACGACAAGGACUACUAUGACGGACUCAUCGAUCUGACCCACGCUGCCGACUUCAUCACUGUGUCCAACACCUUCGUCCACGACCACUGGAAGGCCUCCCUGAUCGGACACUCGGACAGCAACAGCGCCGAGGACACCGGUCAUCUGCGUGUCUCCCUGAAUAACAACUACUGGUAUAACCUUAACUCGCGUGGUCCUUCCUUCCGUUUCGGCACUGGCCACAUCUACAACAACUACUACCUGGACGUCGCCGACGGCAUCAACACCCGCGAUGGCGCUCAGCUUCUAGUUGAGUCAAACACCUUUGUUGAUAGCAAGAAGCCCCUCUACUCUACCGACUCUGGUUAUGCUGUCGCCAAUGGCAAUGACUUCGGUGAUGGAGAAAACACCGCCGCAGCUGGAACCCUGAAGUCGGUUCCCUACAGCUACAGCCUGCUUGGCUCGUCUAAGGUCAAGGCUGCUGUUGUUGGCACUGCUGGUCAGACACUUACCUUCUAA
This is a messenger RNA of Penicillium roqueforti, 975 nucleotides long. Its product is annotated as pectate lyase family protein. NCBI's taxonomy places the organism in Eukaryota, Fungi, Ascomycota, Eurotiomycetes, Eurotiales, Aspergillaceae. Gene Ontology annotation, molecular function: pectate lyase activity. The transcript is spliced from 5 exons. The record is from RefSeq and is a predicted model, not a curated record. Bases 1 to 975 code for a protein of 324 amino acids.